Ipomoea nil (Japanese morning glory) is the source of this 2826-nucleotide messenger RNA. Its product is annotated as probable leucine-rich repeat receptor-like protein kinase At2g33170. The transcript is spliced from 2 exons. NCBI's taxonomy places the organism in Eukaryota, Viridiplantae, Streptophyta, Magnoliopsida, Solanales, Convolvulaceae. Gene Ontology annotation, molecular function: protein binding. The coding region runs from base 1 to 2826 and encodes 941 amino acids. The record is from RefSeq and is a predicted model, not a curated record.
AUGGGGACGACUUUCGUCCAUCAAACUAGUUAUUUCUUCAUCAUCCUCUUCGCCUUUGUGCUUAUGGAGCUGUGCAAUUGUAGCGGAAGCAACAACUUGGGGGUUUGCAAGGAGAGGGAGAUGCAAGCACUAUUGUGCUUCAAGAAGGAGUUUGAAGAUCCAAUGAAUCGACUCUCCUCUUGGGUUGAUGGAGUUGAUUGUUGCACCAAAUGGGAGGGAGUUAUGUGCGACAAUUUAUUGGAUUUGAGUUAUGUUAAUCUCAGCAUGGCACAUAAUUGGUUAGAGGCCAUUAAUAUGCUUCCUUCCUUGCGUGAGCUUCAUUUAUCUUAUUGUGAUCUUCCUAAACUAUCCCAGUCACUUCGCCUUCUAAACAAUUCUUUACUUGAAGUCCUUGAUCUUUCCCAUAGUGAAUUCAACACUGUUAUUCCUAAAUGGAUGUUUAAUCUCAAUAACCUUGUUUCUCUUGACCUAACAUCUUCUGGUUUUCUAAGUCCACUCCCUGAUGGUCCUUGGAACUUGACAUCCAUUAUCACUCUUAACAUCAGUGAUAAUGAAAUGAAUGGUUCAUUACCUAGUCAAUUGUUUGGUCUUAGUGGUUUGGUAUCUAUGAACCUAAGAGGUAAUCAAUUUCAAGGUUCCUUGCCCAAUGGUCCUUGGAACUUGACAUCCCUGGGUAUUCUUGACAUCUCCAGCAAUAAAUUGAAUGGUUCAUUACCCCAUCAAUUGUUUGGUCUUAGUCACUUGGCAUCUCUGGACAUAAGUUUCAAUCAAUUGCAAGACCCUUUACCCAGUGGUUUCUCAAACUUGACAUUCCUUAAAAAUUUGGAUGUUUCUGGUAACCGCAUGAAUUCUCACAUACCAAAUCAGAUUUACGAUUUGACCAAUCUAGAGUCACUACGUCUUAGUGACAACCAAUUGCAAGGAACCAUUUCAAAUUCUAUUUCCAAUUUGACAUCUUUGUCUGCCCUUUAUCUCUCUGGAAAUAUGCUUACUGGAGAGAUACCAAAGCAAAUUGGGAAUCUAAACAAGCUGCAAGAGCUUUAUCUCUUUGGAAAUAGGCUUACUGGAGAGAUACCAAAGCAAAUUGGAAAUCUCAACAAGCUGCAAGAGCUUAAUCUUGCAACAAACAGGUUAUGCGGACCUCUUCCUGAGAAUUUGGGGUAUUCAUUUCCAAUGAUUGAAAGGUUGUACAUUUCAGAUAACAAGUUGGAAGGCAUAGUGACAGAAAAUCACUUUGUUAAUCUCACAAAGUUAACCAUUUUAGAUGCAUCUGGAAAUAGAUUAACCAUGCGUGUCAAUCCAAACUGGACACCUCCCUUCCAACUUGAUCAGCUUUAUCUAAGUGGCUGGAAUUUGGGUCCACAAUUUCCUCUCUGGUUGCAAUCUCAACAUCAAAUUUCUUUUGUGGACAUUUCUAAUGCUGGAAUAGAGGGUGAGCUUCCACCUUGGUUAUGGAACUUUUCUUCUCAAAUUUUAUUUGUUAAUGUUUCACACAACCAAUUGCGAGGCCAAAUUCAGAACAUACUAUCUCAUUCAACUAGAGAGAUUGGUAUGCCUUUCUCAGUAUUCUUGAGCUCUAACCAAUUUAUUGGUCCCUUACCUCGUAUUUCUAUCCACAUAAUUGAGUUAGACUUGUCAGACAAUUCAUUCUCAGGAAAUAUUUCUAACUUCUUAUGCCAUGCACAAAAGGUGCAAUAUGACCUCAGAAUACUUCAUUUGGGAGGAAAUGAUUUAUUUGGAGAAAUUCCAGAUUGUUGGAUGCAUUGGCCAUACUUAGAAGUUUUAAAUAUGAAGGAAAACAAAUUGAUUGGAAGCAUUCCAAAUUCCAUUAGGCUUUUGAGUAAAUUGGAAUCUUUGGACAUGCACAAAAACAUGCUUUCUGGCCCGAUACCACUACUGCAAAAUUGCUCCUCCCUAUUGAAAGUUGAUUUGGCUGAAAAUGGAUUCACAGGGAAGAUUCCAAGAUGGUUGGGGACUUCUCUUUCACAUUUGAUAAUCUUAAGGCUCCGAUCAAAUAAGUUUAAUGGUGAAUUGUCUCCAGAGUUUUGUCAUCUUACAUCUCUUCGCAUUUUAGACAUUUCCAAUAACAACUUUUCUGGCGUGAUACCUAAGUGCCUUAAAAAUCUCACUGCAAUGAUCAAUGAAGGGGAGCUCCCAUUACUUAUGGGGUAUUCAUUUUUUGGAAAAAUCUUCGGUGAAAGUGCUCUAGUGACUACUAAAGGACAUGAGUAUGAGUAUUUCACUAUCAUUCUAAAGUUGUUUGUUAGCAUGGAUUUUUCUAAUAACAACUUUAAUGGGGAUAUUCCAAUUGAAUUGACGAAUCUUGUGAGAUUGAAAUCUUUGAAUUUAUCAAGAAACAAUUUGACAGGAAAUAUACCCGUGGAGAUGGGAAAUAUGAAGUUAUUAGAAUCCAUUGAUCUUUCAAGAAAUCAACUUUCAGGAAAAAUUCCAUCAAGCUUCUCAAGUUUGUCAUCGUUGGGUGUUUUAGACCUGUCCUAUAACAACCUAUCUGGGAAGAUACCUUCAGGUACUCAACUGCAAGGCUUUAAUGCUUCGUGUUACAUUGGCAACAACCUCUGUGGCCCUCCGCUCUCAAAAAGCUGUAGCAGUAUUGAUGAUGGUAAAAUUCCCAAAAAUGAAAGCGAAAGAGAUGAUGGUUGUGAAGUGGAUUGGUUUUAUGUUAGCAUGGUUAUAGGAUUUGCAGUGGGCUCUGGAUCCAUCUAUGGCUCUUUGUUUCUUGUAAAAUCUUGGAGGAUUGCUUAUUUUAAAUUUUUAGAUAAGAAGUUGAAGUCUUUUUUAGUAUGGGCACAUGCUUUGAGUGCUUAA